CAUUACUUCAUUCAUUAGUUAUUUAGAUUGGACCGAGAAGUACAAUCAUCAUUGUUCUGUUUUUUCAUUACAUUAAUGAAGUGAUUCUUUCCCUAUUGUCAUUGGCAACCAAAGUAUGGCUUUGCCGUUACCCAUACCUCCGUGUGCUAAAAGGGAUGGUCUUAGUGGCUUAAGUUGUGAACAUUUCGAUUAUGCUAGUACUAUGGCUACAACUUUGCUGGCGCCAGUUAAGACUGAAAGACAAAUUCUUGAGCAUUCUAUGUCUGAAGAUGACCCUAAUGCUAAUACGCAGUUACCAAGUUUGGUAGAUAGACAGCCUCGCUGGGGUCCCCGGCACCGUGGAGCUCAAGAACUAGCUGAACUUUAUAGUCCAGGCAAAAGACUACAAGAAUGGGUCUGUGUGGUGGUUUGUUGCACGUUGUGUGUCUGUGCUGGUGUUCUCAUGGCCAGACAUAUACAAGCGGAUGCCUCAUUAUUAUUAGCAGCAAUUUCUGGUGUUCUAACAGCAGAUUUUGCUUCAGGCGUAGUGCAUUGGGCUGCUGACACUUGGGGAGCAGUUGAUCUACCUGUUAUAGGCAAAAAUUUCUUACGCCCAUUUCGUGAACAUCACAUCGAUCCUACAUCAAUAACUCGUCAUGAUUUUAUCGAGACCAACGGUGAUAAUUUUGCUAUUACUAUACCGGUCUUGGCAAGAAUUGUAUGGCAACUUCUCACGUACGACGAUGAAAAUAUUAAUGCCCAAUUUCACUGGAUUGCAUAUUGGUACUUAUGCUGUAUCUUUGUUGCAAUGACCAAUCAGAUACAUAAAUGGUCUCAUACAUAUUUUGGACUACCAAUGUGGGUAGUUUGGUUACAAGAAUGGCACAUAGUAUUGCCACGUCGUCAUCAUCGCAUACAUCACGUAGCGCCGCACGAGACUUACUUUUGCAUCACAACGGGCUGGCUUAAUUGGCCUUUAGAAAUGCUUCAUUUCUGGUCUACACUAGAGACUAUAAUCGAAGCAGUCACUGGUUGUAAACCCCGAGCUGACGAUAUGAAAUGGGCACAGAAAAGGUCCUAGAAUAAUAAUGAUUAUAUUAUCAACCUAUUCAUGAGAGGUAUAAUUUUUUUAUACACGUAAAACACUCGUCCACAUCUACUGAAUCAAUUAAUAUUAAUAGGUUUAAUAUUUUGCUAAGAUAAAAGCGAUUACAUAUUAAUAUAUAAUAAUAAUAAAGUGCUUAUUUUUAAGAUUGCUAGUAUGUAUGAUAGUAGAAUGUCGAAUCUGUCUUUAAAGCCAAGAGCAAUAAAAUGGACAUAUCUCAAUGAUGAGUUAGUCCAUUUGGUGUUAUUACGGCCUGAGUGUAACUUUGACAACGCAGUGCCUUAUUAUUACAAUCCGUUCGUAAACAUAAAGUCAGACCAGUAGGAAUUGAAUUCGCGGUCGCGGAGGAUACAGGUACAGAAUCUGUUACAAAAUAAACUCUAGAUAUUACUUACACAUCAUUUGGUCAUAGCUCUAACAAUAGAUAGUACCUAUUAAAUAAGCCAGCAGUAUCGACAGUUUUAAUAUGUUUAAGAAAUAUAUGUUUUAUUCGUAGAUACUAACCAAAAUUCAUAUUAUUAGAAACAAAUAAUUGUCAUUGGAAAUGACCUAUGUUUGUCUCUGGCUCUUGCAGUCUUAUAGCGUAAUAAAAACUACAUAGUACGAAUUGUGCCAAUGUCAUGUAAAUUACUUCACUACUGGCCUGCUAGUAGAGUGAUGUAACUAAACAUUAAUUGUAAAUUGUACAAAAUAAAUGCAUCUACGUAGGCACUAAGUGAAGAUAAUUUUUAUUAUGACAUGGUUAGAGCUAUGAUCAGUUUUUUGUGACGCCAAAAUAACAAUCCUUUUUGUAAUAAAUAUCUAAUUGUGGCCUGGUUUACUAAAUGUAAUAACUAGUAUUUGAUUUUAACACAUAGUUAGUACUAGUUUACAGUAAAUCUGUUGCCGAAAUUAUGUUAGCUGUUGUUGACUACCUACUUAUGUUAUAGCAUAUUUGUACUAAAUCUACUAGUAGUUUUUAACAGCUCUAGCUUUAAGUUUCAUCUAUCUACGCAUGUACUUGGCAAAUACACGUUAUGUAUAAUUAUCUAUUUGCACAUAAUAUGUAUUAGUAUUAUUAAUAAUAUAUAUAUGUAUAUAUUAAUCGUUAAGUUUUAAAUAACUUUCGUUCAUACAUCUUCUCUUAUGUGUAGACUUAGGAAAAUGCCGUAUCGACGACCAGCAGUAGUCAGAAACCAUAAUUCUAUUCCAGAAACCCUAAUAGUGUUCUUUUAUUACAAAGAAAACCUCUAUCUUUGAGGGAUAUGGAGCUUGAUUGAAGCUUGUAGUGCGUUCCAUAAUAUUUUAAUUUUAAAUUAGGAUCUUGUUGAUUGUUAAACUGUCUAUAGUCAAUAGAUUCAUCACAGAUGUAGCAAAAAUGAUUUGAAAUGUUUAAACUACGUAUCCUUGACCACAGCAAACACAGUAAAGUACCUAUUUCAUGAAGCACUAAAAAUAUUCAAGAUCAUAGCAAAAAAAACUUGAGCUGCGCAAAAAUAUUUGAAGGUACAUUUACAAUGAACUAAACAAGUAAAUGAUACCAAACUGUAACAUGAAUCCACGGCAACUGACUAAAAGAUAGAUUUCGUAAACUAGUAGUUCAACAGAUAGUUCCAUUAGGUACCUAGGUACCUAACCAUCGAGGCCAUCACAGACCAAGCUAUAAUAUAAGUAUAUUAAUAUAUGUAUAGCAGGGUAUAUUAUUAUCACAUAUUUUCAAUACAAAGUUUUGAGUGACCACACACACCUAGCUAUAAUAGCCGUGAAAUCUACCUAUUUCGUUUUCGUCCCGAAAUAAAAUGUAAUUUAAUGUGUGAAAUAAAAUUUUUAAAACAAAUAACUGGUGCAAAAAGCGAACUUCGAAAGCGCAUACGAACUCAUAGUAUAUUAUCAAAACGUCACGCCAUAAUUCCUCGAAGUGAUAUUUCUCGUCGGGUGGCACGUACGAUGCGAAUAGUGUCUACAAAUUGACGUCUAGUGUUUCACGUGCGUAUUCACAUGAUUUUUUUUAAACUAAAACAAAUAUUAUAUAUAAGUAUAUACUUAUUGAUUUUAUUGUUUUCACUUUAUACAUCGAGAGCAGUCCUUAUGGCAAGUUGUUUUGCCGCGGGGAAAAAUGUAAUCAACAAUGCAUAUUAGUGUAACUAUUUACGCCAUAUUCAAACGUGGACUAAAUGGCUUUUGUUUGUUUUGGAUACAUUUAUUAUUGUUCAGAGUUGUUAUGCGUUAUCAUAACAAUAAAUAAAGUAAACAAAUGAACAUACUCAAAUAAAAUCCGAAAUAUUUCCAUUUCAUAUUCGGUUCAUUAUGAACCAAACUCUAUGUUCGUGUAACAAUGUUUCACCUCCAAGACUUGGGUAUACUGGGAGUUUAAUAAAAUUAUAUAAAGUCGGUUAAAAUAGACACAAUGUCCUAUAAUUUAGUUGUGUCAAGACGGGUUUUUGACGCCAGAGCACCGCGGUGUGAAGUUGAGUAAAAUGGAUGUAUUUGUAAAUAACAUUUUUUGGAGGGGUGAGAGGUAUCUAUCUCCUGUUUAUUUUUAUUCAAUUGGCUUGAUUAGACCGACAUCAUUUCAGAUGAAUGCCAAAAGAAAAGUCACAAUUGUUAAACGAAUAUUUUAAAUAUACAUUUUUUUUUCGAAAUCGUGAAGACAGUCACUUCACUGACAAGGAGCAAGUAUUAGCAUUUGCAAAGUGUCCGAUAUUAAACGACAAAUCAAUAAGUAGUAUCAUUACAAUAAUGUGAGUUUAUGGCACCGACUUCUAACCUCAGUGGGUGGGUAACCUAUCAGUACUAAUGAUAGUUAUUUUUUCUUUUUAGUUU
Molecule: messenger RNA, 3886 nt
Organism: Spodoptera litura
Lineage: Eukaryota; Metazoa; Arthropoda; Insecta; Lepidoptera; Noctuidae
Gene: Kua
Product: Plasmanylethanolamine desaturase Kua
Molecular function (GO): oxidoreductase activity
Source: RefSeq, a predicted model, not a curated record